CAGCAAAUAAAUUUUUGACAGUGACAAAACAGAAUCUGAAGUUCAUUUAGCGAAGCGUAAUUUUUCAUAUUGUGAUUGUUACGUAAAAACAUAACAUGUUUCAAGUGAUUUCUCGUGCAGCGAGUUUAUCUAAAACUCCGCUGUCCAGGUCCCUGCCAGCAUUCUCAACAUCAGCACGUCUCGAUUGCAAAGAUCCCAUGCGCCUCCAUGAGGCGCCUAUGAUUGACUCUGAUGUUGCCACAUCUACCCCUGAUGAAUUACGUCAAAGGCAUCUUUUGGAAUCAACCAUAAAGGUUCCUGUAAAGGUGGAUUUAACACCUGUGAGUGGAGUUCCCGCGGAGCACAUUUAUACACGCCGUGUGCGAAUCUACCAACCUCCCAAGAAUGCUAUGCAGAGCGGUACCAACAACAUUCACCACUGGGAGAUGGAGUUUGAUAACCGUCAACGCUGGGAAAACCCUUUGAUGGGCUGGACAUCCACUGGAGAUCCACUUUCUAACAUGAAAGUGCAAUUCAAGUGCCCAGAAGAAGCCAUUGAACUUUGCGAGAAAAAUGGAUGGAACUGGUUCCUUGAUGUUCCUAAAGUUAAGAAGCAGUUCAAACCUAAGAACUAUGGAGUUAAUUUCUCAUGGAACCGCCGCACCAGGGUCUCCACCAAGUAAUGAUGUUAGUACAUUUUUCCAAUUGUGGUUAUUUUACAUAGACACUUCUUAUUAUACUAGUGAACUUAUUUAAUAUAAUGAUUUAAUUUCAAAUUUAUUUUUCAUUUUGUAUGUUGGUUAACCUAAAUAAAUAGUUGCUGUUGAA
Messenger RNA from Spodoptera litura, 807 nucleotides. RefSeq names its product NADH:ubiquinone oxidoreductase subunit 18 (gene ND-18). Gene Ontology annotation, biological process: electron transport chain. Gene Ontology annotation, cellular component: respiratory chain complex I. Lineage: Eukaryota; Metazoa; Arthropoda; Insecta; Lepidoptera; Noctuidae. The record is from RefSeq and is a predicted model, not a curated record.